Messenger RNA from Melampsora larici-populina 98AG31, 2017 nucleotides. RefSeq names its product carboxylesterase. Bases 64 to 1713 code for a protein of 549 amino acids. The transcript is spliced from 11 exons. The record is from RefSeq and is a predicted model, not a curated record. Lineage: Eukaryota; Fungi; Basidiomycota; Pucciniomycetes; Pucciniales; Melampsoraceae.
AACUAACCAUCACCUCUUGAGACUCUUGACCAAUUAUCUAUCUUCACUUCCAGUUACUCAUUCAUGUCUUCCAACGAUAAGCUUUUGGUUCACACCAGCUUUGGGCCAGUGGUCGGGUUUCAAGAUACUCAUCCACUCAGUGAUCGAUCGACAGCUUCAAGUGUAGCAAGUGGUCAAAUCGGAGAUCAGCUCCCGAUCAACAAGUGGCUUGGAAUACCUUAUGCUCAAGCAGCAAGAUGGAAACGUCCUACACCUCCAAAAGCGUGGAAGGAACCUCUUCCGUGCCAUGAGUUCGGCCCAUACUUUCCACAACAACCAGAUCCCGCUAUGUUGCUCUAUUUGGGAAAGGCAGGACUUCACCCCCGAGCUUGGCGAGAGCAAUCAGAAGAGAAAGGUCACAACUUGAAUGUCUUCCUACCUGAUGGGGUUCAAGCAGGCGAUAAAGUUCCCGUACUGGUUUGGAUUCAUGGAGGUGCUCUUUUGUACGGGAGUGCCUGUCUAUCGCUCUACGAUCCUACCGAAUGGAUUCGUCGAGAAGCUGCCGAAGGACAAAAGUUUAUCGUCGUGACGGGUAAUUAUCGACUGAACCUGUUCGGGUUUCUGUCUUCUUCAGAAUUGGCGGCCCAGGAUGAGGAUGGAUUAUCAGGAAAUUAUGGUGCUUAUGACUGUAUAUCUUAUCUUCAGUGGGUCCAAGACAAUAUUGCAAAGUUUGGUGGCGACCCAGACAAUGUGACUGCCUUUGGGGAAUCAGCUGGUGGUGCGAUGAUUUCAAAUCUUCUCUUAUGCCAGAAGAAACUUUUCAAGAACGCGAUCCUUCAAUCUGGUACUCCUGGUACAAUGCCUAACAAAGACCCUAAAUCGGCUGACGCGUUUUACGAGGAACUAUGUGACAAAGCUCUGAAGACCACUUCCAAAGCCGAGCGUCUCGCAGCUCUCCGAUCACUCCCAGCCGAUGAACUCUUACAAUACACUCCUCAAACCCUCGGCACCCUAGGGAUUUCAGUUGAACAGUCUAGUAAAGGGAUUUGGACUACUGCUUCAUCAAACGAUGCUUUGAAAGAAGGCAAAUGGAGUCCAUAUGUCAAAUCAGUGAUGUUAGGCGUGACGAAAGACGAAGGAAGUAUGUUUGUGAUGCUUUUACAAGCCACUUCAAAAGGCGGAUACGACUUCAUGUGUGAGAGAAUGUAUUCCAAAAUACCACGAGAGCAUCUCGAUAAGCUUUAUCCCCCGGUUUUCCCGGAUAGCAAAUCUGGAGGAACUUCAGACUACACUUCUAGUGUGGCAUGUCAGCUUAUAUCCGAUCAAGCCUUCAACGCACCUACAGAAAACUGUGCCAACAUUUUGAGCUCCACUCCUAAUGCUCAAACCGGUGAACGUCUCUCGGUGUAUAUGUAUAAAUUAAGCGCUACAGUAGAUAAGAUUGAGGACGGACGAGGCUUAGGCGCAUUUCAUUCGGUCGACAUUCCUUUCAUUUUCAAUAUCAAAGGGGCCUGGUCGGAAGAUUCUACCAAUGCGAAGACUUCGGCUUUGAUGGGCAAGUACUGGUACACUUUUGCUAAAUCUGGGUGUCCUGAAUCUACUUGGCCACAAUAUGAUAUUGCUGCACCAUUCCGAACGGUCUUUGAAGUCGAUGGUGGUACUAGCGUUGAAGAUAUGGCUGGCAAGUCUGAGCUUGAAAAGGCUCGACACGCGUUCUGGAACCAAAUAUCAUGAGUCUCGUUGAAGACCAACGAUAUGAAAAAUUGCAUGUUCGCAAAGCUUUGGCUUUUUAUCCUGAAAAUAUCUUUUCUACGACGGACAAAGUUUUUAUCAUCAACAAUGCACCAGAUACGCUUACUUCUUGACUAAAGCCGUGACCCAAUAAACGUGAUUUAAACUCCAUUUUAGCCUCUCAGAAUAUGUAUCUCCUCACCCCUCAUCUUGACGAGUGUAUCUUAUCUUGGCUGAAUCUCAUGUAUAUCGUAUCCGAUCUUACUUCGAAUGCCAGCCUUGGAACGAUUUAGUUUGUUCUGAACCG